Aspergillus udagawae is the source of this 1485-nucleotide messenger RNA. RefSeq lists its product as uncharacterized. The transcript is spliced from 7 exons. Lineage: Eukaryota; Fungi; Ascomycota; Eurotiomycetes; Eurotiales; Aspergillaceae. The record is from RefSeq and is a predicted model, not a curated record. The coding region runs from base 1 to 1485 and encodes 494 amino acids.
AUGGGGGCGACUAAACCACGCAAUACUCCCCUGAUUCCCGCUUCAAAGAGGACGCGCCGGCUAUGUACAUACCUGGCCGAUGCACCAGAAUUUGACAAGUCCGUUCGCCUGAAGGAAGAGGCCAAGGGAGCACUAGGCGCUGCGAAGAUGACGUUUGAGGACGCAGACAAGAAACGCACCAAUACCAACGGCAGCAACAGCUUCGCAAGAGUCACAAGCUCAAGGAUACCUGAGGAUGAUACUUGGAGUCCUGUCGAAUUUGCCAUACCAGCGACUAUCGGGGACUGGCUAGAGCGCCAGAGAAUCACCCGCCUAGUUCCAGAGAGAGGGCUGGGGGUGCCGAAGCUGCGGUCGAAUUUGACCACCGCGCAGAAGCUCCGUGUCGUCGAGUUGGACGGAAAGUGGGCCGCAGCGAAGCUGGAGCGGGAGGAGGUGCACAAGAAGCGCAAGGCUGCCAGAGAGGCUGUCGAAGAGGACUUUCUAUCUCUCCCAUUUGCCGAAGAUGAUGGGCGCCAGGGCAUCUAUGCCAACUUUGCAAGUGGUGAUCGUCGACGUAUGGAUGAGGAAUAUGAUGUCUAUGUGGGCUCAUCUCGUCAUCUAAAACAGCGCGUUGCGUGGCAUCUGGGAGUAGCUGAAAAAUUUUCAGUGACCAACUUGCCAGAAGAACACAAGAAGAGCUUCCAUUAUAGACAGAUUUGUCGUGAUGGCGUUCGACAAGAGGCCUUCGAAGAACUGAAGAACGCAUUCGUGGACAUGCCCAUCCUUGCACACUUUGACCCUGAGAAAACCGCUGUUUCUCCUCCUGUGUCUCCCGCAGCCUCCCCUUCCGCUCAGCACUAUGUGUCGCGCCACGCCAGUCCGACUCCCGCUGCCAGUUCGGGCCAAGCCAGUCCUCCCGUCGCCGCCAGCCCGACUCCUGUCGGUUCGCCUCUCGCGGCCAGCCCGGGCCCGGCCAGCUCGCCACUGGCGGGCCCCCUGCGUUCCGACGGCUCCCUUGGCGUGCUGCCGCCCCUCGGGGCCCUUCCUCCCUUGUCCCCCGCUGCCGCCAGCGCCGAGCCCCUGCCCGCUGCUCUCCCCUGUCAGCGGUGCCUUAUGGAUGCCCUACACCAGGGCCGGGUCUGCUCCUGCGUGCGUGACGCCUCGUACGAGGAGGUUAUGCAAUUUUUGCAGCUUUCUGAUCUGAAAGCUACAAGAGCUGCAGGUGGAGAGAUUCGGUGCGACAACUGUGGCGCUGUAGAGAACCCCUCAAAAAGAGGUCAUAUUGCAAACUCAGAGACUGGAAAGGUCCUCUGUUACCUCUGUGACAGCCUCGCCCGCAGUCGCAAGACGCGUGACAGCGGCCCCGUGCAGCGUUUCAAGACCAAGAAACAGCUGAAAGCAGAUCGCGAGGCUGGGAGACCGAUUGUCUGCAGUAACUGCGGAACUAUCGAAGAUCCCUCGGCGCCAAAGGCAAAGGUCUUCCUUGUGAAUCAGAGAAGUGGCUGA